CCGGUAGGGCGUGGCCUUGAAGCAAAUUCCUCUAUCUGUCUGUCUCGAAGUUAAAAGGCUAACGUUUGUCUUUUUCGUUCUGCUUUUUCAAACACAUUUUGAGAAAAAUGUCCAAGUCUUUGAAGAAGAUAGUCGAAGAGACUCGAGACAAGAACCUUCCAGAGGUGGAUAUGUGCGACAGAGGCAUUUCGAAUAUGCUGGACAUCUCAGGACUGUUCACUUUGUCUAACAUUACUCAGCUGGUCCUCAGCCAUAACAAGCUGUCGGUGGUGCCUGCUAACAUCUCUGAGCUGAAGAACCUCGAGGUUCUCAACAUGUUUAACAACCAGAUUGAAGAGUUACCUACGCAGAUCAGCACUCUUCAGAAGCUGAAACACCUCAACCUCGGUAUGAACCGUCUGAACAGCUUGCCCAGAGGAUUUGGUUCGUUGCCAGCUCUGGAAGUACUGGACCUCACCUACAACAACCUGAACCAGAAUUCCCUACCCGGAAACUUCUUCUACCUUACCACUCUUCGUGCUCUCUAUCUCAGUGAUAACGACUUCGAGGACCUGCCUGCUGACAUCGGGAAGCUGACCAAGUUGCAGAUAUUAAGUCUGAGGGAUAAUGAUCUGAUCUCGCUGCCUAAGGAGAUCGGAGACUUGUCUCAGCUGAAAGAGCUCCACAUCCAGGGCAACAGACUGACGGUCCUGCCCCCUGAGCUUGGAAAUUUGGAUCUGACUGGUCCUAAACAGGUGUUUAAAGCAGAGAAUAAUCCCUGGGUCACUCCCAUCGCAGACCAGUUCCAGCUGGGUGUCUCCCAUGUUUUUGAGUAUGUUCGCUCGGAGACCUAUAAAUACCUCUAUGGCAGACACAUGCAGGCCAACCCAGAACCUCCAAAGAAGAGCAGUGAUAAAAGUAAGAAGAUAAGCCGCAAACCCCUGGCUGCCAAGAACAAGUGAAGAGAACGAAGAUGAAUGCUCAGCCAGCCAGCCAGCCAAACACUGCAUGUGCCUUUUUUCUGACUCAUUAUGAAAAACAUUUUGUAUUGUAUGGGCAUGUACAGUAUGUACUUGUCAUUAGAGACUUGUGGCCCCACAUGCCCACUUGAUGUAGCUGUGUCACAUUGUAGUUGCUCUUCAGCUUUGGCACAUCAUCAAGGGUCCAGUGUCAGUAACGACCGUAUUUCUAAUACGGUUUAGAGUAACUUAAUGUUUUACAAGCAUAUUGAAAACAGCAUAUUUAGAUGUGAUGAUAACAUCGUUUGUGGCUCAGUCUGAGACUCACCUCACUUGUUCUUGUGUUUGAACCUUGCUGUACUGUAUUUCACAUUCUCCUUGUAAAGUUAUUUUUCAAAGCUUUGCAGUGUCCAUUACAUUUCAACAUGUUGGAAAAAAAUGACUGAGUGUAAUCUGGUUUAAAAUUCAACAUGCUUUAAUCACAAACUAAAAAUACUAAAACUUUAUGCUAUAUAUUGAAUAUUUCAAAUAAAAUAAUCACAAAGAAACUAUAUUGUU
Molecule: messenger RNA, 1496 nt
Organism: Monopterus albus (swamp eel)
Lineage: Eukaryota; Metazoa; Chordata; Actinopteri; Synbranchiformes; Synbranchidae
Product: ras suppressor protein 1
Exons: 1
Coding region: 108-941 (277 amino acids)
Cellular component (GO): cytoplasm
Molecular function (GO): protein binding
Source: RefSeq, a predicted model, not a curated record